Molecule: messenger RNA, 1567 nt
Organism: Daucus carota subsp. sativus
Lineage: Eukaryota; Viridiplantae; Streptophyta; Magnoliopsida; Apiales; Apiaceae
Product: 26S proteasome non-ATPase regulatory subunit 13 homolog A
Exons: 6
Coding region: 91-1251 (386 amino acids)
Biological process (GO): ubiquitin-dependent protein catabolic process
Cellular component (GO): cytosol; nucleus; proteasome regulatory particle, lid subcomplex
Molecular function (GO): structural molecule activity
Source: RefSeq, a predicted model, not a curated record
UUUUCACCUGUGGCUCGAUAAAUACAAACUCUAGAAAUCUCUCUCAAUCUCUCUCUCUCUCCCUGUCCCUCGUCGAGAUUGAAGUCAUCAAUGGCUGCUCUGCAAUACCUCGAUUCUCUCCGAAACUCUCACCCGGAGCUCUCCGAUUGGUCGAACACUCUCUCAGAUCUGUACCAGCGCAAGCUAUGGCAUCAACUCUCUCUCUCUCUCGAACAGUUCAUCGCUCACGCCGUCUUUCAGGCUGGUGAUGCUCUGAUUCAGCUAUACCAUAAUUUCAUCACUGAUUUCGAGACUAAAAUCAAUCUUCUCAAGCUUGCGCAUUUUGCGGUAGUAGUCUCGAGGCAAUAUACUGAGAAAGAGGCUGCCAUUAGCUAUCUUGAUGGGGUGAUUGAGAAGCUUCGGGCAACUAAAGAAUCCCGAAUUGAGGAACCUAUCCUUUAUAUCAGGAUGCAGAUUGCUAUGUUCAACCUUGAGAAAGGAGAUCAAAAGGAAUGCAAAAAACUAAUUGAUGAUGGCAAAAGUACACUAGACAGCAUGACCGACAUUGAUCCAUCUGUGCAUGCCAGUUAUUACUGGAUUUCAUCCCAGUACCAUAAAUCUCGUCAAGAAUUUGCCGAGUUCUACAAAAGUGCUCUUCUAUACCUGGCAUACACUUCUGUAGAAUCUCUAUCUGAAUCAUUCAAGCUGGAUUUGGCUUUUGAUUUGUCUCUAUCGGCAUUGCUGGGAGAGAACAUUUACAAUUUCGGUGAAUUGCUUGCACAUCCAAUUCUGAAGAGUCUCCUUGGGACCAAGGUAGAGUGGCUCUAUUACAUUCUUGAAGCAUUCAAUUCUGGUGAUUUAGUCCGCUAUCAGGAAUUGUGCCAUGUUCAUAAUGCUGCUCUGAGUGCACAACCAGCAUUAGUGGAGAAUGAGAAAAAGCUUCUGGAAAAGAUCAAUAUUCUUUGCUUAAUGGAAAUCAUUUUCAGUCGACCAUCAGAGGAUAGAACCAUUCCAUUAAGUAUCAUCGCGGAGCGCACAAAACUCAAGAUAGAGGAUGUGGAGUACCUUCUAAUGAAAAGCCUAUCAGUUCAUCUGAUUGAGGGAAUAAUUGAUCAAGUCGAAGGGACUGUGCAUGUGUCAUGGGUGCAACCCCGAGUUUUAGGGAUUUCUCAGAUCAAAUCUUUACGAGAUAGGCUGGACAACUGGAUGGGUAAAGUAAACACUGCUUUAUUGUCAGUUGAAGCUGAAACACCUGAUCUGGUUGCAUCAUAAACUUCUAUGCUGUUCGGUCCCUGUUUCUUGUAACAAAUUUAUAGUGUUGAAAAGGAGACUUCUACUUGCCUUAAGGGAGAGAAAUGUAGCGAUUAAUUGUGACCAGAGAAUGACUUCUUUUCAUCUUUGUCAUUUCUUUCUCUGUUUUGUAGAAGGCUGUGCCAUUUCCGGUACUUUUGUGCUUUACCAUUUUAGUAGUGGUCACUGUCUACUAGACUAAGGGGUUAUGUUGGUUUAUGUUCUUUAAAUACAGCUACCCAAACUUUGUAGCAAAUUCAUUUUAGUAUUAUUAAAUUUAAAUUUGUGGUUCGCGUGA